Apus apus (common swift) is the source of this 945-nucleotide messenger RNA. Its product is annotated as olfactory receptor 4S2-like. NCBI's taxonomy places the organism in Eukaryota, Metazoa, Chordata, Aves, Apodiformes, Apodidae. The transcript has a single exon. The coding region runs from base 10 to 945 and encodes 311 amino acids. Gene Ontology annotation, biological process: G protein-coupled receptor signaling pathway. Gene Ontology annotation, cellular component: membrane. Gene Ontology annotation, molecular function: G protein-coupled receptor activity; olfactory receptor activity. The record is from RefSeq and is a predicted model, not a curated record.
CUGAUUAGCAUGGAGAAUGCAAGCAGUGUGAAGGAAUUCAUCCUUUUGGGCCUCUCAGAGAAUCAAAGGGUGCAGAAAAUAUGUUUUGUGAUGUUUCUGCUCUGCUAUGUGACUAUUGUGGUGGGAAACCUGCUCAUUGUGAUCACUGUAAUUAGCAGUCAACUCCUGAACUCUCCCAUGUAUUUCUUUCUCUGCUACCUGUCCUUUGUAGACAUCUGCUACUCUUCAGUCACGGCUCCCAAAAUGAUUGCUGACUUCCUUGUGGAAUAUAAAACCAUCUCCUUGGUGGGUUGCAUGGCACAGCUGUUUGGAGUCCAUUUCUUUGGCUGCACAGAGAUCUUCAUCCUCACCGUGAUGGCCUACGACCGCUACCUUGCCAUCUGCAGACCUCUCCACUACACCACCCUGAUGACCAGGCGUGUGUGUGGCCAGCUGGUGAUGGCCUCCUGGGUGGGAGGCUUCGUGCACUCCCUCGUGCAGACUCUUCUCAUCACUCACCUUCCCUUCUGUGGUCCUAACAAAAUUGACCACUACUUCUGUGAUGUCCACCCCCUCCUACAACUGGCAUGUACCAGCACCUACUUUGUGGGCGUCAUCGUUGUUGCCAACAGUGGGAUGAUAACUUUGAGCUGUUUCGUCAUCCUGGUCACCUCCUACGUUGUCAUCCUGGUUUCCUUGAGGAGUCAAACAUCUGAAGGGAGGCACAAGGCCCUCUCGACCUGCGGGUCCCACAUCACAGUGGUGAUUCUGUUCUUUGGGCCAUGCACCUUCAUCUACAUACGCCCAUCCAGCCACCUGUCAGAGGACAAGAGAGUGGCAGUGUUCUACACUCUCAUCACCCCCAUGCUGAACCCACUCAUCUACACCCUAAGAAAUGCAGAGGUGAAGAGUGCCAUGAGAAAACUCUGGGCCAGGAAAGUGGGAAGGGAAAAUGGAAAGGUGUAG